AUGAGAGUUGGACUUCUGUGGCUCGUCCCUCUCUUCACACUCACUGAGGGCACUGAUGGCUUCCUGCAGCAGAAAAAGGAUGGCCACAUCCACAGAACAAAAGGAGAUAUCAGUGUGGUUGAGAAAAGGCACCCAGUCCAGGAGUAUGAGGUGUUACUUCAGAUGACAUACAAAGAUCCAGCAGAGAAGAGAGAACUGAAGAGAUUUCUGAAGCUCUUGAAAGCCGGAUCGCUGAGCUUACAUGGCCCUAGCAAGAUCAUCAGAGUGAAGGCUACCACAUUCUGCAGAGGCAGAAAAGGGUUCCUGGAUUGUGCCUGCGAAGACAGCUACACUUGGUUUCCUCCCUCCUGCCUUGACCCCCAGAACUGCUACCUUCACACAACUGGGCCUCUCCCAAGCUGCAUUUGCCCUUUCAGGGGCCUCAGGCAGAGCGUUAACUUCUGUGAGAGAGCAAAGGUUUGGGGCACUUUUGAAAUUGAUAAAAAAUUUCCUGAAGCCCUUUGGAAUUCAUCAUCUGAUGUAUAUGCCCACUACACAACUGAAAUUGAAACUCAACUUAAAGAAGUAUACAGAAGGGUCCAUGGUUUUGAGUCAGUUCGGGUCACCCAGCUUCGGAAGGGAAGCAUCAUUGUUGGUUAUGAAGUGACCGGUUCCACUAGCCCUGCUGAACUCCUCUCUGCCAUUGAGCAGGAGGCUGAAAAGGCACAGGCGGCCCUGAGAAGGCAGUUUCCAGUCAGAUAUGGCUCUUUUCGAGUGUUCCGGAAAGCUCAGUGUAACAGCAUCUCCUUUGGAUUCGGGUCUGAGGAUGAUGAAUAUACUCUACCCUGCAGCAGUGGCUUCACAGGAAGUGUGACGGUCAGGUGUCAGUCCUCAGGGUGGCAGAUCACCAGGGACUCCUGUGUGCUCUCUCAGCUGGAAGAACUGAAGAAGGAGCUCAGUAUGCUUGCAGGCAAGAUCACAGAGGCAGGCGUGGCAUCUUUGGUGCAAAACCUUUCCACCAUUAUUCUGCAAAGUCCAUCCACCACAGUCGGGAACCUGGGCUCUGUGGUGUCACUUCUGAGCAACAUUUCAUCUCUAUCGCUGGCAAACUCUUUAACCGUGUCCAGUUUGACACUGAAGAAUGUUAUCAACAUAGCUGAUCAUAUCCUGGAUUCAGCCUCCAUAACAAACUGGACAAUUUUAUUACAAGAAAGAAAGGACGCCAGCUCCCAGCUACUAGAGACACUGGAAAACAUCAGCACUCUCAUCCCUUCCACGGCACUGCCUCUUAGUUUUUCUGGAAAAUUCAUGGACUGGAAAGGGAUUCCAGUGACCCAAAUCCAAAGCACACAGGGCUACAACUAUCAGAUCGAAAUGAUACAACAAAAUGCCUCUCUGCCUAUCCGAGGCCACGUGCUUAUUGAACCAGAUCAAUUCCAGAAAUCACAUCCCAAGACUAUUAUCAGCAUGGCCUCAUUGACCUUUGGGAAUAUUCUACCCAUUACCCAGAGAGUAAAUGCAUGGGUCAAUGGUCCUGUGAUAUCCACACUUAUUCCAAACUAUCCCAUCAGUGAAAUUUUCCUGAACUUUUCUAAAAUCGAGGGAAACCUAAGCCAGCCUCGCUGUGUGUUCUGGGAUUUUAGACAGUUGCAAUGGAACAAUGCGGGCUGCCAACUAGUUAAUGAAACUCCAGAUACAGUACUGUGCCGAUGUAGUCACCUGACCUCCUUCUCCAUGCUCAUGUCACCCUCUGUUCCCUCUUCAGUUGUCCCUGUGGUAAAAUGGAUCACGUACAUAGGGCUGGGCAUCUCCAUAGUAAGUCUAGUCUUAUGCCUGAUCAUCCAGUCUCUGUUUUGGAAGCAGACCAAGAGAAGCCAAACCUCCUACACUCGCAACAUUUGCCUGGUGAACAUCACCCUGACACUCCUAAUUGCUGAUGUUUGGUUCAUCAUUGCUGCCACUGUGGACACUGCUGUGAGCCCUGCUGGAGCCUGUGUGGCUGCGGUGUUCUUUACCCACUUUUUCUACCUUGCUGCAUUCUUCUGGAUGCUUGUGCUUGGGAUCCUGCUGGCUUAUCGAAUCAUCCUUGUGUUUCAUCACAUGGGCGUGACUACCAUGAUGGCGGUUGGCUUCUGCCUAGGCUAUGGGUGCCCUCUCCUUAUAGCCAUCAUCACCCUUGCCGUCACCCAACCUAGCGAUAGCUACAAAAGGGACAAUGUGUGUUGGCUUAAUUGGUCUGACAAGAGCAAACCUCUCUUGGCGUUCGUUGUUCCCGCGUUGACUAUUGUGGCUGUGAACUUAGUUGUGGUGCUGCUGGUUCUUAGGAAGCUUUGGAGGCCAGCGGUUGGAGAAAGACUGAAUCAGGAUGACAAAGCCACAGUCAUCCGCAUGGGAAAGAGCCUCCUUGUGCUGACCCCACUGCUAGGGCUCACCUGGGGCUUUGGCAUAGGCACAAUGGUGGACAGCCAGAAUCCAGCUUGGCAUGUUCUUUUUGCUUUACUCAAUGCUUUUCAGGGAUUUUUCAUCCUCUGUUUUGGAAUUCUCCUGGAUAACAAGCUGCGGCAACUUCUGUCCAACAAGUUGACUCCAUUAAGCUCAUGGAAGCAAACAUCAAAGCCAAACUCUUCAGAUAUAGUUACCAAGCCUAAAUGCUUAAGGCCUUUCAACAUACUACAGCACAGAGGCAUGUAUGCACUGUCUCAUACUGGAGAUUCGUCCAGUGACAUCACAUUAACCCAGUUUUUAUCAAACGAAUAA
This is a messenger RNA of Apodemus sylvaticus (European woodmouse), 2736 nucleotides long. It is a transcript of the gene Adgrf1, whose product is annotated as adhesion G protein-coupled receptor F1. Lineage: Eukaryota; Metazoa; Chordata; Mammalia; Rodentia; Muridae. The transcript is spliced from 14 exons. Bases 1 to 2736 code for a protein of 911 amino acids. Gene Ontology annotation, cellular component: plasma membrane. The record is from RefSeq and is a predicted model, not a curated record. Gene Ontology annotation, biological process: cell surface receptor signaling pathway; synapse assembly; neuron projection development. Gene Ontology annotation, molecular function: G protein-coupled receptor activity.